Molecule: messenger RNA, 516 nt
Organism: Quercus robur (English oak)
Lineage: Eukaryota; Viridiplantae; Streptophyta; Magnoliopsida; Fagales; Fagaceae
Product: lysine--tRNA ligase-like
Exons: 3
Coding region: 5-478 (157 amino acids)
Biological process (GO): lysyl-tRNA aminoacylation
Cellular component (GO): cytosol; cytoplasm
Molecular function (GO): tRNA binding; ATP binding; lysine-tRNA ligase activity
Source: RefSeq, a predicted model, not a curated record
AUUCAUGCGCAUUUCGCCUGAGCUCUAUCUUAAGGAGCUUGUUGUUGGUGUACUUGACCGUGUUUAUGAGAUUGGAAAGCAGUUCAGAAAUGAGGGCAUCGAUUUGAUGCAUAAUCCUGAGUUCACCACCUGUGAGUUCUAUAUGGCUUUUGCUGACUACAAUGACUUGAUGGAACUCACUGAGACAAUGUUGAGUGGGAUGGUAAAGGAACUUACAGGCGGAUAUAAAAUUAAAUAUCAUGCAAAUGGGCUGGAUGAGGAUCCAAUUGAGAUUGACUUCACUCCACCUUUCAGAAGGAUUGACAUGAUAGAAGAAUUAGAGAAGAUGGCGAACCUCAAUAUUCCCAAGGACUUUUCCAGUGAUGAGGCCAACAAAUAUUUGAAAGACGUAUGCACGAAGUAUGAGAUCAAAUGUACCCCUCCUGAAACAACAGCGCGUUUGUUGGACAAAGUCAGUUCUCUGCUUAGUCCUUUUUAAAUUUUUUUUAUUACUUUAUUGAACAUAAAUUAGGUAGU